GUUCCUCGUAUCUGAAUCAUGAAGGUCUGCUAUAAAUCCACUACCGGUGUUUGCUUCUUAAUAUUUUACCUGAUGGUCAUUGUCAGCGGAGGGCGUGAUUUUUAUAAAAUCUUGGGUGUGUCAAAAGGAGCUACUGUAAAGGAGAUAAAGAAGGCUUAUCGAAAGCUUGCCUUGCAGCUUCAUCCAGACAGAAACCCUGAUGAUCCUAAUGCACAAGAAAAAUUUCAAGACUUGGGGGCUGCCUAUGAGGUGCUUUCAGAUGAAGAAAAAAGAAAGCAAUAUGAUACAUAUGGCGAAGAGGGGUUAAAAGAUGGACAUCAAAGCUCCCAUGGUGAUAUAUUUUCUCACUUCUUUGGAGAUUUUGGGUUCAUGUUUGGAGGCAAUCCACGACAACAAGACAGAAAUAUACCACGAGGUAGUGAUAUUAUUGUUGAUUUAGAAGUGACAUUGGAAGAGGUAUACUCUGGAAACUUUGUAGAAGUUAUAAGGAACAAACCCGUAGCUCGACAGGCACCAGGCAAACGUAAAUGUAAUUGUCGCCAAGAGAUGAGAACUACACAGCUGGGUCCUGGACGCUUUCAGAUGACACAAGAGGUUGUGUGUGAUGAGUGCCCAAAUGUGAAACUUGUAAAUGAGGAGAGAACAUUAGAAGUGGAGAUUGAGCCAGGAGUUCGAGACAGCAUGGAGUACCCCUUCAUUGGAGAAGGAGAACCCCAUAUUGAUGGAGAGCCAGGGGACUUGCGUUUUCGAAUUAAAGUUCUCAAGCACCCCAUAUUUGAAAGAAGAGGAGAUGAUCUUUAUACAAAUGUUUCCAUCUCUUUAGUUGAAGCUCUUACAGGCUUUGAAAUGGAUAUCGCUCAUUUGGAUGGUCAUAAGGUUCACAUAUUGCGGGAUAAAAUUACUAAGCCAGGAGCAAAAUUGUGGAAAAAAGGGGAAGGUUUGCCAAACUUUGACAAUAACAACAUAAAAGGUUCUUUAAUUAUAACAUUUGAUGUUGAAUUCCCAAAAGAACAGCUAACGAUGGAGCAACGACAAGGUGUGAAACAAUUAAUGAAGCAAAACUCAAUACAAAGGAUUUACAAUGGGCUGCAAGGAUAUUGAUGAAAGAUUUAAAUAUUGGGAAUUUUUGGCCUUAUUUGUUUGUGCUUUUGUUUCUUUUAUAAUAAAUGUCACAACUAUUUACUCUGAAA
Messenger RNA from Xenopus tropicalis (tropical clawed frog), 1190 nucleotides. RefSeq names its product DnaJ heat shock protein family (Hsp40) member B11 (gene dnajb11). Gene Ontology annotation, biological process: protein folding. NCBI's taxonomy places the organism in Eukaryota, Metazoa, Chordata, Amphibia, Anura, Pipidae. The record is from RefSeq and is marked provisional. Bases 19 to 1101 code for a protein of 360 amino acids. The transcript has 10 exons.